This is a messenger RNA of Tuber aestivum (summer truffle), 3779 nucleotides long. Lineage: Eukaryota; Fungi; Ascomycota; Pezizomycetes; Pezizales; Tuberaceae. The record is from the annotation of a GenBank genome assembly.
GAGAUCUACCAUCACAAUGCCAGCUAGGAUCGAAAACACACCUGCGCCCAUGGAUGAGGCCCCUCUCACAUUAGACCACCUCCUCCGCCUAAGAGCCUCCCAAAUCCCUGACACCCCAGUCCUAGCCUACCCACACAACAAGAAAGACUACACGCAAUACACAGCACCCCAACUAAACGCCUUGGCCUACCGCGCAGCAAGGCACUACAAAAAGUCAAUAACCCAACGCACCUCAUCCGAGACCCCGGAGAAGGUGGUCGCCCUUCUGGGCAUCUCCAACUUCGACUAUGUCAUUUCCCUACUAGCCCUAGCGAAACUAGGCAUGACGGCGCUACUGCUCUCCACCAGAAUAUCAGACGAAGCAUACAGACAUCUCCUCAACAAGGCCGGGUGCUUGCACAUCAUCGUCCAGCCAGCAUUCGAGAAAACGAUGGAGCGGGUGCGGAGCGGGCACGACAGCGCGGUGAAUGUGGUCCGUAUGGCUUCGCGGGGGGUGUAUGAGCCGGAGGCGGAUCCCAAGGAGAAGGGUCUGACGCUGGAGGAUAUGAGGUUCGAUACUGAGCUCGACAUGGAGGUGGAGAAAUCCAGGAGUGCGCUCAUCAUCCACUCAAGCGGGUCCACGGGAUUGCCGAAACCGAUUAGUAAGUGUGAUCAUACGAACCCAGCGGUUACCGCGAAGGCAGAUUGAUAACUCAUGAUUUGAUUUGUGCGCAGGUCAAACGCAUCUUGGGAUCAUCAAUGGUGCAUUUGGGAUGUCCAGGCAUCUGGCUACGACAUUCUCAGCACUGCCAAUUUUCCAUAUUUAUGGUAUUAUGGUCCUGUUUGGCGCCAUCUAUACUGGAAAGGUCACUUCUUUUAUUAGCGCAGAACAGCCCAUCACUGGGAAGAAUAUGAUCGCGGGAUUAAAAGCCACCAGGCCAGGGAUGCUCCAUUCAGUACCUUACACACUGAAAAUGAUUGCUGAGAUGGGCGGAGGCAUUGAAGCCAUGAAGAUGUGCAAGUUUGUUGGUUGUGGUGGGUCCGCAUGUCCAGACGAAUUGGGCGACAAGCUUACCGCCGCUGGUAUUACACUCGUGAGUUACUACGGAUCGUAAAUCUCCCCUUCCCCUGCGCCAUUCUCUAGAGUAGAGAAUACGAUUGACUAAAACGGCAAAACAGAAGCGAAGGAGGGGCCCUCCUCAACUCCUCCCGCCCCGAGUCCGACAAGGAGUGGAGCUACCUCAAAGCCAUCCCGCACGCCCUUCCCUAUAUCCGCUGGGAUAAGAAUAAUGAAGGCAUGUAUGAGCUCGCCAUCCUCCCCGGAUGGCCUUCGAAGGUCUUGACCAACAACCCCGAUGGUUCAUACUCCACCCGCGACCUCUGGCAGCGACAUCCUACCGACCCACUCAAGUGGAAGUAUGUCGGUCGUCUCGAUGACACUAUCGUUCUUUCAAACGGAGAGAACGCCACCCCCGUUGCUCUCGAGGGCUCGGUGAGGGACAAUCCAUACGUCGACCAGGUUGUCUGCGUCGGUGUUCAACAACCCACUCUGGGACUCCUAGUUAUCCCUUCUGAACGAGCCAUUGGAAUGUCCCGUGCGGCGAUCAUCCAGAAAAUUUGGCCGUCUGUCGAAGCUGGGAAUUCUCGUAUGCCAGCUUACGCUCAGAUUUCCGCCGAGAUGAUCGGCUUCCUGCCAAUCGGGACUCCCUACCCGACAACAGACAAGGGCACCGUGAUCCGUCCUGCGUUCUACAGGACCUUCCAGGUGCAGAUCGAGUCUAUGUAUGCCAGAUACGAAGAGAGCAACGCCUCUGGAGGCGCUUCCCUCUCAGAAGAGGAAUUGAAAGCAUACGUCCGCAACACGAUCACCAAGGCCCUAAAACUCGAAGACGCCACCACCCUCACCGACGACACAGACUUCUUCUCCCUUGGCCUGGACUCCCUCGAAUCAAUGCAAAUCCAAGGCAGCAUUCGUCGGGAACUCAACACGAGGAAGCAAAUCGGCCAAAAUGUAGUCUUUGAAAAGCCGACCGUGAGGAAACUAGCGAGGCAUUUGUACCGUCUUCGCACUGGAGAAGCUGAGAAGGAGGACGAUGGUCAGUCCCAGAUCGAAAUUAUGAAGGGGCUAGUGGAGAAGUACUCGCACUUUGAACAACACGUUCCCGCGAACUCUGAUAAGCAGGGCGACUACAUCGUAAGCCUCCCCCUCUAUAAAAAGAUGAGAUGUCACAAAACUAACCAUUCCCAAGAUCGUAACUGGCGCAACUGGCUCGCUGGGCGCACAUCUAGUCUCCCAACUCGCCACAAAACCCAGCACGCUAAAAGUCUACUGUCUCGUCCGGGCCAAGGACCAGCCCAGCGCACAUGAGCGCACGAUCCAAUCCCUAAAGCUCCGCCGGACAUAUGAAGACCUAUCGGCGGCCUCCCUCUCCAAGAUCAUCGCUCUGCCUUCUGACCUCAGCGACCCACACCUCGGCCUCUCGGAAGACGUCUAUGCCGAGCUCCUAGACAGCAUCAACAUCGUCAUCCACUGCGCCUGGCAGGUGAACUUCAACAUGGACGUCAGCUCCUUCGAGAGCGCGCACAUCAAGGGCUCGCACAACCUUAUGACGCUAUGCCUGAAAUCCCGUCGCUCGGGUCCAGCCUCGUUCAAUUUCUGCUCGAGUAUCUCAUCCGUUGCGAGUACCCCCGGUGCGGUGACUAUUCCCGAGACACAGCCGAAGUACGAGGGUGCUAUGCCGAUGGGGUACGCGCAGUCCAAGCUAGUCACAGAGAAGUUGUGCAAUGCAGCCGCCGGAAGAACAACCCUAUCGGCGAGGGUGCUAAGGAUCGGACAGAUCAGUGGUGAUACCAGGUUUGGGGUUUGGAACGCGACGGAGGCGAUCCCGCUUACUGUUCGCUCAACGAAGACGCUUGGUGCCUUGCCAGCACCGGUGAAUGAUGAGGUUAUGUCUUGGGUUCCGGUCGAUGUUGCUGCCGGGACUAUUAUUGACAUCUCCUGCCUUCCUCCCAUUGCCCAGAAGGAAGCCCCGGUGUUCCAUGUCUCGCACCCAAAACUACUCUCUUGGAACAACGACUUCUUGCCAGCGCUCAGAGCCGCCGGACUCGAAUUCGAGAGUGUAAAGCCCACGGAAUGGGUCAGGAGACUCAAGGCCGUCGCUCAGGACGCCGACGUUAACCCUGAAAUUAAGCUCUUGGAGUUCUUUGAGGGGAAGUACGCUGCUGACGAGGUUAGGAAUGCACCGUACUUUGAGACUGUGAAAGCGUGUGCGGCUUCUGGAGUUCUUAGCGGUGUAGAAGAUGUCAAGGGCGAUGUCGUGGGAAGGUAUUUGGAGUUUUGGAGGCAGGGUUGGUGAAUGGCAUGAUGCCCCGGAAAUGUAAAUUUUUAGGUUCCGCUUUUUUUGUUGGUUAUGUUCCCACGAUCAGUGUUUGGUUAUUCCUCCCCAAUUUAUUUGUGUAUUAUAUUACGGACAUCACAUUAUGAGACUUCUACGAUUUUUUAUUAAUGGUUUUAGGUGUUCGUGAAGUGGGUGCGAUGAUUGCCUGCUAGAUUCCACUCGCCGAGGCUAGGUAAAUUAAGUAAGCAAGCUGGGCUGUUCCAGACUACCGUACUGAGCAGCGGAUGUAGCAUGAUCUGAUGGACUACUGGAAACGCACACACCAAUUACACGGCGUCCGUCAGAAGACGCUGUAGAUAAUACUGAUAGAGAGCGCCUCAUUCAUACGGUAGUUCCAGUCUUAAAUAAACUUAAAAACCCCAAUACUUGAAAGCAGAAGAAAGGAAGAAAAGCCGAGGGGCU